GAGCUCCAGGGGGAUUGGCUAGAACGGUCGGGACGGUGGCUGCGGCUCGCGGAGAGAGGCUGCGUAGGCUCGGCGGCUGUGGGAAAGAGAGCAGGCCACCCGAGCCAGCCCGCAGCGCCUCUCGGAUGGAGGUCCUUGACGAGUUCGACAGCGAGUUCUCCCAGAGCGUGACCUUCUGCCAGCUCAUCUCCGAGGAGGACUUCGAGAGGCAGGCGGCCACCUACACGGAGCGCGCGCUGCGCCGCCUCUUUCGCAGCAUCGACCGCAACCCCGCGCUGGCCGAGAGGGUGGUGCGCAAGGGCAAGCUGGCCGAGUACGAGGGGCGCGGGCUCCUCUCCUUCCUCUGGGCGAAGUUUUUCUGUGCAGUCCAGGGGGAGCUGAAUUGUUGCAACAGCAUGGGUGCCCUGGAAAUGCACCAGCGCCUGGAACAGCUGAAGAGGAGCAUCCACCGCGUGCACCUCUACUCCCAGGAUGCCAAGAAGAAGAGAAGAAAGCCAAAACUGAAGAAACCAGAACCCAUCUUUUUGCAAGACCGGUCCACCUCCCCAUGCCUGCCACCAACCGUGCUGCCACCUCCACCACUGCCAUCCACUGCUACUACUGUGGCCUCCAUGGUGGCCUCAUCACCCUCUGUCUACACUAUGCCUAGGGUCUUUGGCCCCUUCCCUCCUCUGCCCAGCAAGUCGAUAGAGAAGUUGGAAGUUACAAGGUCUGAAGUGAAAUUAAACUGGGCUGGCCUGUCAUCGAACCCAAAGAGCCACAUGGUUGAUCUGACCCCCUUGGUCCUCAACCCCAGAGGCUUCCAUUUCUCGUACUUGGCUGGAAACAGUGCACAUCAGCUUCAUUGCCCUGGCUACCCCUGGACCUUGGCCUGUAGUGGCUCCCCCAACACCAAGGAGACACCAUCCCCUCCUGUGAAGACUUCCAUCUUCACCCCGCCUGUCUUGCUCAAGUUCCAGCCUGUGCCAAGACCCAAAGAUGACUCUGAGAAUGACCCUAGCAGCACGGAGUCUGUGCCCCACAAGAGGGGUCCGUAAUCUCUUUCCUACAGACCACGGCUAGAUCAAUGAAUAAAGUUCCCAUGGAGGUGCUUUACUUGUG
Molecule: messenger RNA, 1101 nt
Organism: Herpailurus yagouaroundi (jaguarundi)
Lineage: Eukaryota; Metazoa; Chordata; Mammalia; Carnivora; Felidae
Exons: 7
Coding region: 126-1037 (303 amino acids)
Source: RefSeq, a predicted model, not a curated record